CAAAGGUGAAAACUUGGAUUCGCUAGAUCGCCAAAAAAUGGCGUCUCACUCUUCGACUCUUUUCGCUUCUCCUUCUUCCUUCAAUCUCUCAUCCUCUCAUCGUCUCAAUCCUUCUACGAAAUACGUCAAUCUCCACUUUCCUCGUCCCAUAAAGAGACUACAUUUCGAUUUACGAUGUUCUGUCGCAAUUGAGAAAGAAGUUCCCGAAACCGAAAGGCCUUUCACUUUCCUUAGAGACUCUGAUGGUGGUACUCAAUCUUCUUCUUCUUCGGUUAGGGCUCGUUUCGAGACAAUGAUAAGAACUGCACAAGAUAAAGUCUGUGAAGCCAUUGAAACAGUUGAAGGAGGUCCUAAAUUCAAGGAAGAUGUUUGGUCUCGACCCGGUGGAGGCGGCGGAAUCAGCCGUGUUUUGCAAGAUGGAAAUGUAUGGGAGAAAGCUGGAGUUAAUGUCUCUGUGGUUUAUGGUGUUAUGCCUCCUGAAGCUUAUAGAGCUGCUAAAGCCGCCACGUCUGAGCAAAAACCAGGUCCCAUUCCGUUCUUUGCUGCCGGAAUCAGCUCGGUUUUGCAUCCUAAGAACCCUUUUGCUCCGACUCUGCAUUUCAAUUACCGGUAUUUCGAGACCGAUGCUCCAAAGGAUGUUCCUGGAGCUCCGAGGCAAUGGUGGUUUGGUGGUGGGACUGAUCUCACACCUGCGUACAUCUUUGAAGAGGACGUCAAGCACUUUCAUUCGGUUCAAAAACAAGCAUGUGAUAAAUUCGAUCCGUCCUUCUACCCUCGGUUCAAGAAAUGGUGUGAUGACUACUUUUACAUUAAGCACCGGGAUGAGAGGAGAGGACUUGGAGGGAUAUUUUUUGAUGAUUUGAAUGACUAUGAUCAGGAGAUGCUUCUGUCAUUUGCCACUGAAUGUGCAAGCUCAGUGAUACCAGCAUAUAUACCCAUAAUAGAGAAGCGUAAAGACACACCAUUCAACGAGCAGCAUAAGGCGUGGCAACAGUUACGAAGGGGGAGAUAUGUUGAAUUCAACUUGGUUUAUGAUCGCGGAACAACAUUUGGUCUGAAGACAGGAGGGCGAAUAGAGAGUAUUCUUGUCUCUCUUCCGCUAUCUGCAAGAUGGGAAUAUGACCAUAAACCAGAAGAAGGAACCGAGGAAUGGAAGCUAUUGGAUGCUUGCAUCAAUCCAAAAGAGUGGCUUUAGCUGAUUAAAGUGUGGUUAAUUCCCCAUUAGCUCUUUUAUUAAUUUUGUCUUUAGAGCCUUGAAAGGGUAAGAGUCUGAUGAAGCGUUAGUGCGAAAGAGAAUGAGUAAUUUGGCGUCAUCUCAUCAUGAGUUUUACUGACAAACGAAGGUAAUGAUGGUGAUGAUGGAGUUGGAGUAUAUAGUACCAAUCGUGAUGAUCA
Capsella rubella is the source of this 1395-nucleotide messenger RNA. Its product is annotated as coproporphyrinogen-III oxidase 1, chloroplastic. The record is from RefSeq and is a predicted model, not a curated record. The transcript is spliced from 8 exons. Gene Ontology annotation, cellular component: cytoplasm; chloroplast stroma. Gene Ontology annotation, molecular function: coproporphyrinogen oxidase activity. Bases 38 to 1195 code for a protein of 385 amino acids. NCBI's taxonomy places the organism in Eukaryota, Viridiplantae, Streptophyta, Magnoliopsida, Brassicales, Brassicaceae.